CCCCAAGGGAGGCAGUUAUUUUAGAUUUUACAAAGAAGUCAGUUAACAUUUUUCAAUACUCCCUUCUUUGUCUUAAAGAAAGCUCUGGUUUUGUUUCAUUUUCAUCUGGAGACUUAAAUGACACCAAGCAAAACCUACUUAGUUUAGAUUUCCAGGAAUCAAAUGGUAAAAAAGAAAGCAUGAAGUUUUCAAGCUUGUAUUGUUUUCUUCUGCUUCUCAUUUUUCAAACUGACUUUGGACAAAAUGAAGAAACUUCUAGGAGGCAAAGAAGGAAGAUGUAUUAUAGAAGACUGAGAAAAAGUUCCUUGCCCACCCACAGAUCUGUUAGACAGCUUGGAAUUCAUCAGAUGAAGACAGUUACACCUGCAGCAAAACUUCCCAUAAUUAACUUGGAUUACAGUAUGGAGGAAAAAUUUGAAUCUUUUUUAAGUGUUCCUGGAGUAGAAUCAAGCUAUAAUGUGUUACCAGGAAAGAAAGGACACUGUUUGGCAAAUGGGAUGAUCAUGUAUAACAAAGCUGUGUGGUCUCCGGAGCCCUGUACCACCUGCCUCUGCUUGAAUGGAAAAGUCCUUUGUGAUGAGACCACGUGCCACCCUCAGAUGUGCCCCCAAACAAUUAUACCUGAAGGAGAAUGCUGCCCUGUCUGCUCUGAUACUGCCUCCUAUUUGCUACUCAGUGGUACAGCAUUAAAUGAUAGAACUGAAUUUUCUGGUGAUUCUUCAGAACAAAGAGAACCUACCAAUUUACCUCAUAAGCAAGAGUCACCUCCUUGGGUGGAAAUGAAUCGAGCACUGGGAAAAGAGGAACUUCAAUUUGGGGAGGAUGAAGAAGAAGUCAAACAAGAUGAAAAUAGGGAGCAAAAGAAAACGACUUCUAGACCUGGAGACUGGGGGAGUCCUUCCAGUGAGGGACAGAACAGGGAAGGGAGAGAGCAGAGGCCUGGAGAGGAGGGGAGGCAGCCCCAUCAACACAGAAACCCAGCAAGGGAGAACGAGGAGGACAGUGAAGAUGAGGAGGAAGAUGAUGAAGAUGAGGAGGAAGAUGAGGAUGAGAUCGUCAGAGGAGACACGUUCAGGAUGCCCCCUCGACUCCCAAUCCCAGCUACCCCCAGAGGCAUACCGUCUCUGCCAAGCAGGUGCUCUUUGUCCUACAAAACCAUCUCCUGUAUCAGCGCUGACCUCACACAAAUACCACCGCUAACAGCACCAGAGAUAACAAGUCUGGAGCUCAUAGGCAAUUCCAUCACCUCCAUUCCGGAUGAAGCAUUUAAUGGAUUACCGAAUUUGGAAAGGCUUGAUCUGAGCAAAAAUAAUAUCACCUCUUCAGGCAUAGGUCCGAAAGCAUUCAAGUUUCUAAAGAAUUUAAUACGCUUAAAUAUGGAUGGAAACAAUUUGGUAACGAUUCCUUCAGAACUACCAUCUACAUUAGAAGAACUCAAAGUCAAUGAGAACAAGCUGCAGGUUAUUGAUGAAGAAAGUUUAUCAGACUUAAAUCAAUUGGUCACUUUAGAAUUGGAAGGAAACAAUCUCAGUGAAACCAAUGUCAAUUCCUUAGCUUUCAAACCUUUGAAGAGCCUAUCCUAUCUGCGUCUGGGAAGAAAUAAAUUUAGAAUUAUACCACAGGGUCUUCCUGCUUCUAUUGAGGAAUUAUAUCUAGAAAAUAACCAAAUUGAAGAAAUAACUGAAAUUUCUUUUAAUCAUACCAGAAAGAUCAAUGUCAUUGGAUUACGUUAUAAUAAAAUUGAAGAAAACAGAAUUGCUCCUUUAGCCUGGAUAAAUCAAGAAAAUCUAGAAUCAAUAGACCUCUCCUACAACAAGCUUUACCACGUCCCCUCCUAUCUACCCAAGUCGCUGCUGCACCUCGUACUCAUUGGGAACCAGAUCGAACGCAUCCCUGGCUAUGUGUUUGGUCACAUGGAACCAGGCCUGGAAUACCUGUACCUGUCAUUUAAUAAGCUUGUGGAUGACGGCAUAGACCGAGUCUCCUUCUAUGGAGCUUACCAUUCUCUGCGAGAGCUGUUUCUGGAUCAUAAUGAAUUAAAAUCUAUACCACCUGGGGUACAAGAAAUGAAAGCACUACAUUUCCUGAGACUGAACAACAACAAGAUAAGGAAUAUUCUUCCAGAACAAAUUUGCAAUGCUGAAGAAGAUGAUGAUUCGACCCUGGAACAUCUUCAUCUUGAAAACAACUACAUUAAAACAAGAGAAAUAUCAUCCUAUGCAUUUUCAUGCAUAAGAUCAUAUUCAAGUAUUGUUCUUAAACCACAAAAUAUCAAGUAACUACAAGUUUUUCUUUGUCACUUGUAAAUAAUACUCAUAUAUCUGUUUUAGUAGCAUUUUCCUCAACAAGAGAUACAAUGUCAUAUUAAAAUGUCAUUAUGCUAAUCAACCUGAUUCACCACUGCACAGGACAACUAAACACAUAUCUACAAGGUUUAGUCUUUAACAGUUUUAGUGAAGCUUUCAGUUUCACACUCUAGAAACAAGCCAUCUUGUUGCAAACCUUUCUCACAAGAAUAGGAUGCUGUGUGCUGCUGAAGUAGACGGAGAGAAUCUGUAACUAAAUACGCCCUUUACAACAGACCACAGAAUUUCUAUUAGCUAAGAACUCCCUAAGUCUUCUAAAAAAGUAUGUAUGUUAUGGUUCAAGACCAAGAAGUGGAUGGCUGGAAAAAAUAAUGGUGUAGAAUUUAUGAACUAAUGUUCUGUUUAUUAUUCUGUUAAAGCAAAAAUUUAUUAAUUUUCUGUAAGUAAUUAAGACCCUAUAAUACAAUUAUUGAUAUAAAUAAACUUAAUCAUUGGCUUAGCUUUAGUUCCUUCUAUUAAUUACAUGAAUAGAAUUAAAAUAUAAUUACUAUAAAGUUAAUUUCCUGGUCUUGAGAAUUAUACUAUGGUUAAGUAUGUACUUAUUAACAUUAGGGAAAGCUGGGAGAAGGGUAUAUGUGAAUUCUGUAUGAUUUUUGUAAUUUCUCUGUAAGUCUAAAAAGUUUAACAGUAUUUUAAGAUCAUCCUCAUAAUAAUUUGCUCAAUCAAAAGAUUUAUGGAAAGCAGUGGAGUUUGCUUAAAAUAUAAGUUAACUACCCUUGACUAAACCUUGUAAAUAUAAACCUAAUGCAUACAUUUAAAAAACUUUUGCCCCUCUGGUCAUUGUUAACCUCUCUUAUCUUUGACCUAAUUUGCUCAAAUGUAUCUUUUUACUCAAUAUAACAUAUAGCUAUCAGUAUUCAUUAUGUAGUAGAUCCUAACAAAAUCAUAUCAUGUAUUAAAAUUUUCAUUAUAUAA
Messenger RNA from Cervus elaphus (red deer), 3281 nucleotides. It is a transcript of the gene ECM2, whose product is annotated as extracellular matrix protein 2. Bases 180 to 2279 code for a protein of 699 amino acids. Gene Ontology annotation, biological process: positive regulation of cell-substrate adhesion; extracellular matrix organization. Lineage: Eukaryota; Metazoa; Chordata; Mammalia; Artiodactyla; Cervidae. Gene Ontology annotation, molecular function: collagen V binding; protein binding; heparin binding. Gene Ontology annotation, cellular component: extracellular matrix. The record is from RefSeq and is a predicted model, not a curated record. The transcript is spliced from 10 exons.